Molecule: messenger RNA, 885 nt
Organism: Ilyonectria robusta
Lineage: Eukaryota; Fungi; Ascomycota; Sordariomycetes; Hypocreales; Nectriaceae
Exons: 1
Coding region: 1-885 (294 amino acids)
Source: RefSeq, a predicted model, not a curated record
AUGGCGGCUCCUUCGGGCGCGGACUCGGAGUCCACAAGUGAGGAUGAGGGCCUCUACGGCACGAUCCAGCGGGGAGCUAUAACCCCGACCCAAGACAGGGUCAAUCUGGAGCAACUUCUCGAGUUAGCUUCCAGUUUACCUAUGACAGACAUCUCUCCUCAAGCUCUACACGCCAUCGCUAUGCUGAAUAAUGCCCGCUUGGAGGAGGCUUUGCGUCUGGGCAAAACACUUGAGGAUAUGGUGUUUAAUGAGGCUGAGCUUGCUUGGCAAUGGGACGGGAUGCAAAAUCCAAUCAUCCAGGCAUACAACCGGGGUGAGCUGCCUGUGAUUAAUCAGAGAGCUCAAGUGGUACCAGGUGGCCGGCCUCUCAGAUCACCAACUCGUUCCCUAAGCCCCGAAGUCAACGGCCAGCCGCCACCAAACGCCGAAGUCAACGACCAACCGCCACCACACACUGAAGUUAAUAACCAGCCGUCCCCAACUCUAGGCAGUGACUCCUCGGGAAAUGGAUCCAACACCGAAGGGUCCUUGGUUCCAGCUGAGGGAGACUCCGAUUUCAGAACCCUCAGACUGCCCCUGCAGCUCGCAAUGCGAAUGAAAGAUGCGAUCGAGAAGAUGGAAGUCAGGGCAACAAACUGGAAUCAUCUACUGGAAAUCCUGGGGAAACAUCCACCGCCGACAAUCGGAGAGGCAGAAGAAUCCUUCCAUAUCGUCAGCGAACUCAUCUCCGACGUGUGGACAAUUGAGGCGUGGUGUCAAUACGAGUUCACGGUCCCUGAAGAGCGUAUCUACUCAAUUAUCCAAGGACUCCCGGCUCUAAUGCUUCGACUCAUGGGACUCCUGCAGCCUGAAGAGUUUACUGAGGACCGCUCUUUCAACGACUAG